AAAAUGUUUUAGAAAAUCAACUAUUACAAGCUUGCGUGGAAAGAAUAAUCAUAAAAUAUAUUUUAUUUAAAAGUUUGAUCAGCUUUGGGCAGCAUUUAAAAAUCCCGUUGCCGUUGAAUGUAGAGCACACCUUUGCUUUAGUAGCCUUGUGCUCAGUAUUGUAGGUAAAAUGUCAUAAAGCGCGGCAGUAGAAUGAAAACAACAAACCAUUUCGUUGUGUACUUCUUCCGAGCAAACACGAGUUUUGUGCGAGGAUCGGUGAAAAUAAUUGACCUACAUAUGUGUAUGGUUUAAUAUCGAUACGAAAUCGACCCCGCGCACAAAAAGCUUUUCUUUUAACAUGGAUCCACCAUCAAGUAAAGAAAGGCUUCCACUAACAAACGUUUCCAAUAAUGUUAUCCCACGAUCGUGUAAACUGAACACAACAAGCGAUGAUCCGUUGGAAGAACAAAAUAAAGCUAUUGCACACGGUAACGAGGACACUUUUUUCCUGUACCGCAAGGAGCACCAACAUAGGACAGUAGAAGCAAAUGACAAUCCUUUCAACCUACUGUCCGACGAAGUGUUGCUGCACAUACUGAAAUGGGUUCCCAAAAAGACACUACUUGCCUGUGGCGAAGUGAACCGUCGGUUCUACCGGGUGGCGAAGGACGAAACGCUUUGGUAUAGGUUAGAUCUCAGCAAUCGAAUGCUUCAGUUUAACGGGUUGGUAGAGGUGGUUAGUCGUGGCGUUGUUGUGCUACGCCUAGCGCAAACAUACAUCGUCGAACCCAUUUCGGACAGCUGUCUGGACAUUCCCCCAGGGAUAAAGGUACAAUAUUUGGAUCUCAGCAUGUGUACGAUCAGCAUACCUGUCCUGCGAGCGCUGCUAUCUAAUUGCCGGGCGCUGGUCAAGCUUAGCCUAGAGAACGUUCCCCUUGAUGGUGGAAUUUGUGCGGAAAUAGCCGAGAAUCGGCGGCUAGAAUCAUUGAAUCUUACCAUGUGCUCAGGCAUUGAUGCGGAUGGGAUGCACUCGAUGGCAAAAGCGUUAACGAAACUGUUCAGCUUGAAUGUAAGCUGGACCAAUUUAACCCUCGAAGCAGUUCAGGAGCUGGUACAAAAUCUAACACCACAGAUUUCGCACCUAAACAUAGCGGGAUGCCGUACCACGUUGUACGAUGAGGCGGUGGCGGUGUUAACGAAACGCUGUCAACGUCUAGUAGCGUUGGAUCUAUCCGAUUGUACACAGCUUACAGAUGCAACAAUAAGAACGCUAUGUAAAACACGCAAGAUAGAGUACCUGUCGUUAUCGCGAUGUUACAAUAUUCCUGUAACUUCUUAUUUGAAUUUGUCGGAGCUAAAAACGUUACGGUUUUUGGAUUUAUUUGGCCUAGUUUCCGACCAUGCGAUCGAAACACUGAAGCACUCGUUGCGCGACAUUGGAAUCAAUAAGUAUUAUCACAGUUCCAUUGCACGGCCCACAGUUGGCACGAAAAGAACAUCGAUCUGGGGCCUCAGAACGCGUGAUUAAAAGUGAAAUGUGGUUGACAGCAAAAAAGCAUCAAAGUGAAAAGAAUGCUAAGAUUGGCACCGGAAUAUCAUUCUACGUUGCAAACGCAAUAAACAGAUAUGAUUUUAUUCCUUCGAUUGUUGUUUGUUCGGAUGCGAAGGAAAGGAUGGAGCAAUGCACGUUGAUGGUCAAGAUACAUUUACGUUUUAUUCUGUCACAAAAGCUUAAUUGUUUUUUUUUU
Anopheles funestus (African malaria mosquito) is the source of this 1730-nucleotide messenger RNA. It is a transcript of the gene Skp2, whose product is annotated as S-phase kinase-associated protein 2. Gene Ontology annotation, biological process: SCF-dependent proteasomal ubiquitin-dependent protein catabolic process. The transcript has 4 exons. The coding region runs from base 341 to 1510 and encodes 389 amino acids. NCBI's taxonomy places the organism in Eukaryota, Metazoa, Arthropoda, Insecta, Diptera, Culicidae. Gene Ontology annotation, molecular function: protein binding. Gene Ontology annotation, cellular component: SCF ubiquitin ligase complex. The record is from RefSeq and is a predicted model, not a curated record.